AUGACAAACAGCAGAAGACAUGUGCAACAUUUUGUUCAUGUAAUUCUUGUUAUUCUUCAUUGUUUCAAUGCAGGAUUUUGCACAGAAGUAGAUAGUAUUAACAGUACUCAAUCUCUGAUAGAUCCCGUGAUUUUAUCGUCCCCAGGAGGCGUCUUCAAGUUGGGAUUUUUCAGUCCUCAAAACAGUACUAAUAGGUAUGUUGGUAUUUGGUAUAAUUUUUCUGUAACAACUGUCAUUUGGGUGGCUAAUAGGGACAAACCUUUAAGAGAUUCUUCUGGGGUUGUCAAGAUAUCUCGUGAUGGAAAUGUCGUUCUUACGAACGGAGAGGAGGAGAUUCUUUGGUCAUCAAAUGUUUCAACCUCUCAGGUAGACUCAAUUGCCCUUCUGCAAGAUUCUGGGAACUUUGUUCUUGUAGAUCAUCUGAACAAUAUGAGCACAACAUGGCAGAGUUUUGAACAUCCUUCUGAUACAGUUGUCCCUAAAAUGAGAAUAAGUGAAAACACAAGGACAGGGGAGAGGGUAGAAGCAAAAUCUUGGAGAAGCUCUCGGGAUCCUAAUAUUGGAAACUUCUCUUUAGGAAUAAGUUCUGGAUUCAUUCCUCAGCUGUAUAUAUGGAAAGACAGCCGUCCCUAUUGGCGAAGUGGUCAAUGGAAUGGUCAGUUCUUCAUCGGAGUGCAGGAACUGUAUGCUGUGGCGUUUGAUGGAUUUAGUCUAGUGAACGAACGCCAAGGUUUUGUAUAUUUUACUGGCCCUGUUUCUUCUAAAUUCAUAACCAAAUUUGUCAUGGAUUGGAAAGGGAACAUGGUUCAAUCAUAUUGGGAUGAGAAUGAGAAAAACUGGAAGAUAACAUGGUCAGUUCCCAAAAACGAUUGUGAAGUUUAUGGAACGUGUGGUCCAUUUGGAAGCUGCAAUUAUUUUGAGUCGCCGAUAUGUUCUUGUCUGAAAGGUUUCAAUCCAAAACAUAAGGAAGAAUGGGAAAAGGGGAAUUGGACUAGUGGUUGUGUUAGGAGGAGGCCUUUGCUAUGUGAAGUAAAGAAUAACACAGGGGAUUCAAGUAAAGAAGACGGAUUUCGAAAGAUGAAGUUAAUGAAAUUGCCUGAUUUUGCAGAAAGGUCAUAUACUAUAGAAGAAGAAUGUAGAAGCCAAUGCUUGGGCAAUUGUUCCUGCAUAGCAUAUGCAUUUGACACAGGUAUCGGCUGUAUGUUGUGGAGUAGCAACUUGAUUGAUAUCCAGCAACUCCGAAUCUGGGGGAAAGAUCUCAAUUUUCGCGUGGCACAUUCAGAGCUUGGUAUGUAUACUGGCUAUCUACUUUUUUCAGCCAGUAUAGCUUAUUCUGUUAUUUUAGAUAUCAUGGACUCAAUUGGAUUCCAUGUAUAUACUUUAAGUUGCUAA
Messenger RNA from Solanum verrucosum, 1392 nucleotides. RefSeq names its product G-type lectin S-receptor-like serine/threonine-protein kinase At1g11330. NCBI's taxonomy places the organism in Eukaryota, Viridiplantae, Streptophyta, Magnoliopsida, Solanales, Solanaceae. Gene Ontology annotation, biological process: recognition of pollen. The coding region runs from base 1 to 1392 and encodes 463 amino acids. The record is from RefSeq and is a predicted model, not a curated record. The transcript has a single exon.